Messenger RNA from Oryza brachyantha (malo sina), 1796 nucleotides. RefSeq lists its product as uncharacterized. Lineage: Eukaryota; Viridiplantae; Streptophyta; Magnoliopsida; Poales; Poaceae. The transcript is spliced from 2 exons. The coding region runs from base 1 to 1350 and encodes 449 amino acids. The record is from RefSeq and is a predicted model, not a curated record.
AUGGUGUUUUGUUCGUUCCGGUCCGGACGGAAGGCCGUUGCCAAAAGAAAAGGAAUCCAACACGCGCAGCGGCCUCGCCGCGUUCCAUUCCAUCUCCACCGGACCACCGCGCCACCGGCAAGCCGCGCCUCCGCCUCCGCCUCUCCAGUCUCCAGUGGACGCGCCGACGUCCUCCGCCUCAUCCACAAGCGCCUCCCGUGCUUUGUCGACUGGCGCCGCAUGCGCCAGGUGUGCCACUCCUGGCGCGACGCCGUCAAGGAGAAGCAGCAGCCGCCGCCAAGCCCGCUCCCGUUGGUCCUCCUGCCGAUCGCCGGCGGCCCCAUCUUCUCGUGCGCCGCCGGCGGCUGCGGAACCGACCGCUUCGACGUCCCGGACUACGCGCGCGCCGCUCGAUACUUCGGCGCCUACGGAGGCGGAUGGCUGUUCCUCAACUUCGGCAACAACUACGGCCUCCUCAGCCUCCGCACCAAGCAGCGCAUCCUCCUCCCCGAGAUCUUCCACCUCCAAUGGUUGCGUGGAUACAACAGGAGGAUUUUUAUGACAGCAGCGACCCUCUCUUCGCCACCGGAAGACGAACGCUGCAUCGCCGCCGCCAUCGGAUCGUACUGCCGGUACUUACCCCUGGCUAACCCGCGCGUUCACGCAUUCUGGCGCAUGAGGAGUGAGGAUGCGGUCGUGCCGACCAUUAACAGGGGCAACACUGGAUCAACUCUCGAGGACAUCAUACACCACAAGGAAGCCUUCCACUUCCUCACCGCGCAAGAACACCUCCAUGUGUUCGCACUACCGGAGUUCAAGGUAGACGGCUUCGGCAAUCUGGAGAUACCACCCAUGGAGAUUCGUCGCUUCGCGCGUGAUAGCCGCAAUUACGGCGAACACGCCGUUGUUCGCUACCUGGUGGAGUCCCGCGGGAAUCUCCUAAUGGUGGUUAGGAUCGUUCGUCCCCUUCCUGUGCUGCCGCCGGCGUUGUCGUUCAGGGUGUUCGAGAUGGUGGAGCCACCGCCGGGGACGCCCAUCAACAACGAGGAGACCCCAUACGCCUGGAACGAGUUGGAGUCGCUGGGUGGGAGGAUGCUGUUCCUCGCGCGAGGCUGCUCCAAAUCCUACGAGGUGGCCAGCUACCAGUGGUUGGGGUUCAGCGACACCAUCUACUUCCUGGACGACGGCGUCGACGAGAGAACCUACAACGAGCUCAAGGUGUUCUUCGACUUCGAUGCCACCGAACGGGAGUAUCCCUGCAGAGACAUCGGCAGGUGGCUGCCGGCCGUGGAGGCGGGUCCCCGCGUGGACAAGUUCUUGCCGGAGCAAGGCCCGUCGAACUACUCACCGCCGGCGUGGCUUCUCCCCUGAGAGUGCCCAUGUUAGUUUGAUCGCCGUGGCACAGGUGAUGCUUGCUGCUGAUCUUGCUGAGAUGUGCCUUGCUCUUGCUUAAUGCGGUUUGUAAGUACCCUAGUCCGUCUCCUCUCUGCAGAUUAUGUUGUCGUGCUGAUCAAAAGUUGCUGUUGCAUUCGUGUGAUUUGGCUGCUGUUGAUUUGUCCAGUUAGUGCAAUCUAUGAUGUUUCAUUCGAGCCUUCGAGUUCGAUGCGUUCUUGCAAUUGCUCGACCUAUGUUCAUCUUUUCGGCGUUUCCUUCUAUUUUUCGGCUCUUCAUGAUUACAUAAUGGAGAAACGGUUGGUGUUCAUGACUUGGAUUGCAUUAGUAUUUCAAUUCUGCGGGGUGAAAAUGUGUUUAAUUAGCACCAGCACUUAGCUUUUCUUAAUAGAAGCAUGCUUCUCUUAUGGGGAUCCAAGUAGAAU